GCCGAGUUGUCGAAGCAAUAUCCCCAGGAUAGUUUCUCUCAUCAAGCAUAAGUCUUUCACAGACACACAUUAUUAUUAUCAUUAACGAAGCGAGGCUUCAGCGCACUCGCACAGGCAAUCUUUAGUCACAAAGUAUCGCACACUCGCAUCAGCAGCAGGCGACUCUGCAAAUGAAGCGGCUUCAGCGCCUGGAUGUUUUCCCAAAGUUCGAUCGGAAGUUUGAGCAGGAUGCGCGUCAACGCACCGUCACCGGCGGCUGCUUCUCCCUCGCCGCCGUUGCCAUCAUCCUCUGGCUCCUCAUUGGCGAGGUCCGCUACUUCGCCUCGUCGGAGGAGCACCACGAAAUGUUCAUCGACGCCGAGCUGGGCGGGGAUAUGGAGGUCCGGGUCAACGUGACUUUCCCUCACGUCCCAUGCGACCUCCUCACGCUGGACGCGAUGGACGCCUUCGGCGUGUUCGCGAACGACGUGGAGGGCAACACCGUGAAGACGCGCAUCGACGCCGCCACCGGGCUGCCCAUCAGCGAGGCCCGCAAGCUGGUCGAUGAGAAGAAGAUCAUGACGAGAGCGAUCGACCCGGAUGGGGUGGAGAAGGAGGACUGCCCGAGCUGCUACGGCGCCGAGCAGGACCCCGGCGACUGCUGCUACACCUGUGAGGAGGUGCGGCAGGCGUACGCGCGAAAGGGGUGGACCUUCAACGUGGACGACAUCAGCAUCGAGCAAUGCGCGGAGGACCGGGUCAAGCUGGCCGCCGCCGCCGCCGGGCGCGAGGGCUGCAACGUGCACGCGAAGUUCUCCGCGUCGCGGGCGACGGGCAGUCUACAGUUCAUUCCCGGACGCAUCUACAACACCCUGGGGCGGCGCCUGCACGACUUUAUGGGCAGCACCACCCGCCAGCUCGACCUCAGCCACGUGGUGCACACCCUCGAGUUUGGGCAGCGCUUCCCAGGCCAGCGCAACCCCCUCGACGGCGCCGCGCAGGGCUCCGCCGCCAGCGGGAACGCGCAGGACGCGAUGAACGGCCGCUUUAGCUACUUUGUGAAGCUCGUCCCGACCACCUACCAGCGACAGUCGCUCUUCACCGGUCUGCAAGACGUGGUGGAGUCGAACCAGUACUCCGCCACGCACCACUUCACACCCAGCGCAGCAGCGGCACUGCCUGGGAGUGCGGCAGCGGCGGCAGCGCAGCCGAGCAUCAUCCCCGGUGUGUUCAUCACCUACGACCUCUCCCCCAUUCGUAUUGUAGUGCAGCAGGAGCACCCGUACCCGUCUGUGGUGCAUUUCCUCCUGCAGCUGUGUGCGGUAUGUGGCGGUGUGCUGACCGUGGCGGGAUUGGUGGACUCCAUGUGUUUUCAUGGAGCUCGCAGACUACGUAAGAUGCGCGAAGGCAAGCAGCUGUAG
Molecule: messenger RNA, 1400 nt
Organism: Leptomonas pyrrhocoris
Lineage: Eukaryota; Euglenozoa; Kinetoplastea; Trypanosomatida; Trypanosomatidae
Exons: 1
Coding region: 171-1400 (409 amino acids)
Cellular component (GO): COPII-coated ER to Golgi transport vesicle; endoplasmic reticulum
Source: RefSeq, a predicted model, not a curated record